Molecule: messenger RNA, 363 nt
Organism: Silurus meridionalis
Lineage: Eukaryota; Metazoa; Chordata; Actinopteri; Siluriformes; Siluridae
Product: interferon-induced transmembrane protein 3-like
Exons: 2
Coding region: 1-363 (120 amino acids)
Cellular component (GO): plasma membrane
Source: RefSeq, a predicted model, not a curated record
AUGCAGAGCACCAUGGUUCCACUGAACUCUCUUUCGGGUGACGGAAGAGGAACAGGAACGGUCAUAGUGGGCAUCCCUGAGCCUCCAUCUGAUUAUGUAGUGUGGUCCAUUGCCAGCGUAGUCUACGGAAACCCGUGCUGUCUGGGACUGAUCGCCUAUUAUUUCUCCAUGAAGGCCAGAGACCAGAAGUUGCUGGGGGACAUCGCUGGGGCACAGACAUAUGCUUCCAAGGCGCUUCGUUUCAAUAGAAUUGCAUUGGCACUUAUUAUUAUUCUCACGGCCCUCUUUAUGUUGAUAGUUGUGAUUUGUGUCAAAUUAAAGUUUGGUUCAGUUUUUAAACUAGUUUUGGGGAUUCUAGACUAA